Messenger RNA from Laetiporus sulphureus 93-53, 909 nucleotides. RefSeq names its product proline-specific peptidase. NCBI's taxonomy places the organism in Eukaryota, Fungi, Basidiomycota, Agaricomycetes, Polyporales, Laetiporaceae. The coding region runs from base 1 to 909 and encodes 302 amino acids. Gene Ontology annotation, molecular function: peptidase activity. The transcript is spliced from 2 exons. Gene Ontology annotation, biological process: proteolysis. The record is from RefSeq and is a predicted model, not a curated record.
AUGGCUACCAUUACUGGCACAGUCGACUUCGUCGUUGGCGAGGAAACCUUUCAGACCUGGUACCAGGUCUACGGAGACCUCAAGUCGGGUGUGCGCCCUGUGAUCACCCUUCACGGCGGACCUGGCAUUCCUCAUACCUACAUGCUGUCCCACGUCGACUUGUACAAGUUGAACGGCAUCCCUGUCAUCUUCUACGAUCAGCUCGGCUGCGGCAACUCUACCCACCUGCGCCACAAGGGCAAGGAGUUCUGGACCUUCGAGCUGUUCAUGGAUGAACUCGAGAACCUCGUCGCGAAGCUCGGCAUACAGGACAGCUACGAUGUCGUGGGGCACUCCUGGGGCGGCAUGCUCGCCGCCUCGUUCAUCUGUGCGCGCCAGCCUGCAGGCCUUAAGCGCCUCAUCCUCUUUAGCACGCCUUCUUCGAUGGAAUUGUGGCAGAAGGGCACGCGCUCGCUGCUCCAAGGAUUGCCGGAGAAUGUGAGGGAGUCAAUCGAAAAGCACGAGGCGGCAGGAACGACCGACUCCCCCGAGUACCAGAAGGCAGCUGAAGUCUUCUUAGCUAAGCACGUUUGCCGGAUCCAUCCGCCCCCCGAGGAUCUGGCCAACGCAUUCAUUUCGCAAAGCCAAGAUCCGACCGUCUACUCUAUCAUGAAUGGCCCAUCCGAAUUCUACAUCACCGGUACGAUCAAGAACUGGUCCAUCAUCGACAAGCUGCACACGAUCAAGCAGCCGACCUUGGUCAUAAACGGCGCGUUCGACGAGGCUCAAGACCUCUGUGUUGCCCCUCUGUUCCAACACAUCCCGAAGGUGAAGUGGGUGCAGUUUGCGAACAGCUCGCACCUGGCUAGCUUCGAGGAGAGGGAGCGGUACAUGCAGGUCCUGUCGGACUUCCUGAAGUUGGAGUUGUAA